Messenger RNA from Arabidopsis lyrata subsp. lyrata, 634 nucleotides. Its product is annotated as non-specific lipid-transfer protein 3. The transcript has 2 exons. Bases 109 to 456 code for a protein of 115 amino acids. Gene Ontology annotation, molecular function: lipid binding. NCBI's taxonomy places the organism in Eukaryota, Viridiplantae, Streptophyta, Magnoliopsida, Brassicales, Brassicaceae. Gene Ontology annotation, biological process: lipid transport. The record is from RefSeq and is a predicted model, not a curated record. Gene Ontology annotation, cellular component: membrane.
CACCUCCCACUUUUCUCACAUCCAAUAGCAAAACACAAGCUUAGAAAACAAGACUCAACUAAACCUCUACUUUUGUUUAUAAUCACCAAAAAAAAAAGAGCAAACACAAUGGCUUUGGCUCUCAAGUUCUUCAUAUGCUUCGUUUUGACGGUGUGCAUAGUUGCAUCAGUAGAUGCAGCAAUCUCAUGUGGCACAGUGGUAAGUAACUUGGCUCCAUGUGUCAACUACCUAUCAAGAGGUGGUGUGGUACCGGAUCUGUGUUGCGAAGGAGUUCAAAAGUUGAACGGUAUGGCUCAAACCACACCGGACCGCCAACAAGCAUGCAAAUGCCUACAGUCCACUGCAAAGGGCAUUUCUGGUCUCAACCCAAGUCUAGCCUCUGGUCUUCCUGGAAAGUGCGGUGUUAGCAUUCCCUAUCCCAUUUCCUUGAGCACUAACUGCGACAACGUCAAGUGAAGUUGGAGCUUACAUGUAUCUUCAGAUUAUGGUUUAACAUAAGUAAAAUAAAAUACGUCUAUGUACGCUGAUCUCACCGUGCCUUUUUCUUGUGGCUUUGUAAUCUUUUGCUUUCUUCUGUUGUUUCUUAACAUGUUUAAGAUAAUAAUAGUACCAUAAUCCUCUUUUAUUAUAUAUU